Molecule: messenger RNA, 1211 nt
Organism: Tinamus guttatus (white-throated tinamou)
Lineage: Eukaryota; Metazoa; Chordata; Aves; Tinamiformes; Tinamidae
Gene: IGSF5
Product: immunoglobulin superfamily member 5
Biological process (GO): cell-cell adhesion
Cellular component (GO): cell surface; bicellular tight junction
Source: RefSeq, a predicted model, not a curated record
UGUCUUAGGGACCAGGAGAGGAUGCUCCCAUGGAGAGGUGCCAGAAAUUCAUUUUACUUCCUUUCAUCUUAUUGGCCUCACUAACAGAUCUUGGCUUUUGUUCUUCUAUUAUAACUGGCCCUACUAACGUGACAGUCCUUGUUGGUUCAGAAGCCCGAUUUAACUGCACCGUGUCGUUAGAAUGGCUAAUCCUCAUCUGGUUGUCAAACGGAAGCCCGGUCCUUACCGUGGUGAAUCCUCAAGGAGCUAUUAUAACAUCAGACCGCUUCACCUCCCAAAAUUACACCAGCACGAGUGGGUUUACCUCGGAGCUGAUCAUCCACGACACGCGGCUGAGUGACUCUGGCAAAAUAGAGUGCAGCACCCAGCAAGCUGACGAGAGUGGCUCUGCAUUUCUCUGGGUCCAAGUUAAUGGAUCUUUAUUCAUCAAAAAUAGCACCUUUACAGUAAGAGAGAACAAAACAGUUGAAAUUGUUUGCGAAGCCUUAGGAUGGGCUCCAGCUCCAGACAUUACCUGGAUGACAAAUGACUCUUUCAUAGAUAAGUCGAGGUAUGUUACCAAGCAAAGUCAAGGAUCUAAUGGUCUUCACAAUGCCAUGAGCAUCUUAACUUUGACUCCAACGGACACUGAGAUUGUGACUUGUUUAGCUGAUAUAGAAGCACUUCCUAGCCCUCAGAAUGCAACUAUAACUGUUUUUUUUCUCGACUCUACUGUAGAAAGUGAUUACGGUGAAAACAAAACAAGUACAUGGAUCAUUGUACUUGCAGUCAUAUUCUCAAUUAUUGGUUUUAUUCUUCUGGUCUUUAUUAUUGGGAUUGUCGUACGCUGCUUCUGCCAAAAGAAGAAAGGCUCCACCUAUCAAAAUGAGAUAAGAAAAGCAUCAGCUAAGAAGAAAAAUAGUGGCCAUUUGCAAAACAGCCAAAGAGACGGUGGUGAAAACCAUGGAUAUAUUCCAGAGGAACCAACAUACACAGAACACAUCCCAAGAAUUGUCUCUCUUCCCCCAAUGUCUUCCAAGUUUACUGUCCCUGAUUCAGAUUCAUAUGCCAGUUCUGCAUCAAAGGUGCAACCUCAAAGACGAACUGAUUAUCCAAUCAGCCCAAAGAAAAUUAGAAACGUGACACAUGUUUAGGACGUACUUUUCCAGGAAAGUUCUCUGUCAGCUGCGUGUCACACGUUUGGAUGUCUUCCUGCAGCAAAGAAAGGUUAU